GUUUUUCUUUUGAUGCACGAGGUGUCUUUGUGCCAGCAGUUACUCGUUUAAACCAGAGAGAAAGAUCUUUCUCUCUGUUUAAACUAACCACGUGGUGACUCCUCGAUAAAAAUUAAAAAUAUACGAUGUCGGAACCAAAUUGGAAAAAACUCGAUAAACAAGCUACUGCAGCGGAAAUAGAGAUAGCUCUUCUAAAGGAACAAAUUGAAUUGCUGUUGAAGAGUUUCAAGCCUGAUACUUCGCAGAUUGUUUCUAAUGUGAAUAAGGAAGAGUUUGAAAGAUUACAACAAGAGAAUGUCAAGCUAAAGCAUAGAAUAAUAAUACUCACAAGGACUAUAGAAAUGUAUAAAGCAAAAGAUAAAGAGAGUGUACCAUCAAUGAUUAAUGAAUCAGAAGACAAGCUAUCAUCGAUGUCUAACAUACCUCAAAGCAAUACAAUCAGUAUACAUGCUACUCUUUGGGAUAUCUUUCAUAAAGCUAUCAUGGCUGCUUAUCCUAAUGCAAAAAAGUCACUAAUUUCAAUAACUACCAAUAGUAAUCCCAAAUUUGGAGAUUAUCAAUGCAACAGUGCUCUGCCUUUAGCACGAGAACUGAGUACUACUGGUAAUAAAUUAGCUCCACGCACUGUUGCUAACACCAUUAUGUCCAAGCUGAAAGAAUCACCUCUUGUCGAUAAAUAUGAAAUAGCUGGUGCAGGAUAUAUAAAUAUAUACUUAAAACGUGAUUUUGGACAAUGUGCUUUAAGCAAUUGGCUGACAACUGGUGAGAUUCUUCCACCAUAUGUUGAGAAGCAUAGGAUAGUUGUGGAUUUUUCUAGUCCUAAUAUUGCCAAGGAAAUGCAUGUGGGACACUUAAGAUCUACUAUAAUUGGAGAUAGUCUUGCAAGGAUAUUUGAAUACUUGGGACACUAUGUGCUGAGAAUCAAUCACAUAGGAGAUUGGGGUACACAAUUUGGAAUGUUAAUAGCGCAUCUUCAAGACAAAUUUCCUAAUUAUUUAACUGUUAAUCCUCCAAUUCAGGAUCUUCAGACCUUCUAUAAAGAAUCUAAGAUUAGAUUUGAUGCAGACGAGGAAUUCAAGAAACGUGCGUACGAAUGCGUUGUUAAAUUACAAGCUUUUGAGCCAGAUAUAAUAAAAGCAUGGAAAAUGAUAUGCGAUGUAUCUAUGCAAGAGUUCCAGAAACUCUAUACUCGACUAGAUAUCAAGUUAAUAGAGAGAGGUGAAUCAUUUUAUCAAAAGCGUAUGGAAAUAAUUGUCGAAGAGCUAGAAUCAAAAAAUUUGUUAGAAGAAGAUAAUGGACGAAAAGUGAUGUGGGGAGAGGAACCUGGUAAAGGAGUACCUUUCACUAUAGUAAAAUCUGAUGGUGGUUUUACAUAUGAUACAUCAGAUAUGGCUACUAUUAAACAACGGAUUGAAGAGGAAAAAGCAGAUUGGUUGAUUUAUGUGACUGAUGCUGGCCAAUCUUUGCAUUUUCAAACAUUACGAAGUUGUGCUAAAAAAGCAGAGAUCUUAAAGGACCACCACAGGAUGGAUCAUGUUACUUUUGGCGUUGUUCUAGGUGAAGAUAAGAAGAAAUUUAAAACACGGUCUGGUGAUACUAUAAAACUUAUCGAACUAUUAGAUGAAGGUUUGAAGAGGACACUGCAAAAAUUGAAAGAGAAAGAACGCGACAAAGUACUAUCAGAAGAAGAACUGAAAAUGGCUCAAGAAUCCGUGGCAUACGGCUGUAUAAAAUAUGCCGAUUUAUCACACAACAGAAAUCAUGAUUAUAUAUUUUCAUUCGAUAAGAUGUUAGAAGAUAAAGGCAAUACGGCUGUAUAUUUAUUGUAUGCUUUAACUCGAAUUCGUUCUAUUGCUAGAACAGCGAAAGUCACGCAAGACGAAUUACAAAAAUGCGCGCGUGACACUCCAAUCUCGUUGGAGCACGAAAAAGAAUGGAAACUAGCUAAAGUGCUAUUAAAAUUCCCUGAUAUAAUUCUUGAAAUUAGUGAAGAUAUGUACUUGCAUCCGUUAUGCGAAUUUUGUUAUGAAAUAUCAUGCGCAUUUACAGAGUUUUACGAUAAAUGCUAUUGUGUGGAAAAGAAUCAAGCUGGUGAGAUUAUAAAAGUACAUAUGGGACGUCUUUUGCUCACAGAAGCUACUGCACUUGUUUUGGAGAAAUGCUUUGCUUUGUUAGGUUUAAAACCUGUUACACGAAUGUAAAGGCAUAAGAAUAUAAAAUACUAUACUUUCUAAUCACAUAAAAUAUAAAAGAACCAUAAUAUUUAUAUUUUUUCAAAGAAUAAGAAAAAAUGUAGUUUGAAGUUUAUAUUGAAAUUUGUAUUGAAGUCUGUAUUGAAAUUAAAAAAAAAUAUUUAUAGCCUUUA
Messenger RNA from Nylanderia fulva, 2365 nucleotides. RefSeq names its product arginine--tRNA ligase-like protein (gene ArgRS). The record is from RefSeq and is a predicted model, not a curated record. Gene Ontology annotation, cellular component: cytoplasm. Gene Ontology annotation, molecular function: ATP binding; arginine-tRNA ligase activity. Gene Ontology annotation, biological process: arginyl-tRNA aminoacylation. NCBI's taxonomy places the organism in Eukaryota, Metazoa, Arthropoda, Insecta, Hymenoptera, Formicidae.